Molecule: messenger RNA, 3352 nt
Organism: Phragmites australis (common reed)
Lineage: Eukaryota; Viridiplantae; Streptophyta; Magnoliopsida; Poales; Poaceae
Product: G-type lectin S-receptor-like serine/threonine-protein kinase At4g27290
Exons: 9
Coding region: 72-2927 (951 amino acids)
Biological process (GO): recognition of pollen; protein phosphorylation
Molecular function (GO): protein kinase activity; ATP binding
Source: RefSeq, a predicted model, not a curated record
CACGCACGCUCGAGUUACUUAUCUACAUCUAUAAAAGAUACUUUCAUCACACUUCGCAUACAAACGAACAAAUGAGCAUGGCCAGACGCCUUCCCGUUCUCAUGCUCCUAUUAUUGAGCCCUUUCUGCCAAUCCAACGACCAGCUGACACAAGCAAAUACACUCUCCUCCGGCGACAUGCUCAUCUCCCAGGGCGGGGACUUUGCCCUCGGCUUCUUCUCUCCGACCAACUCACCCAAGAACUACAUUGGAAUCUGGUACAACAAAAUCCCUGAACUCACCGUCGUGUGGGUUGCCAAUCGCGACAACCCAAUCACCACUCCAUCAGCAAAGCUCGUCAUUACCAACAGUUCAGAGUUGUUGUUGUCCGACUCCAAAGGCCGCACUCUUUGGACGACGGCAAGCAACAUCACCAGUGGAGGUGCUAGAGCUGUGGCGGUGCUGCUCGACUCUGGGAACUUUAUCCUCCAGUCGUUAAACGGCAUGAAGAUAUGGCAAAGCUUCGAUCACCCGACCGACACCAUCCUUCCAACCAUGAGGUUCGUGCUUAGCUACAAGGGGCAAGUGGUCGAGCGCCUUGUUGCAUGGAAGGGCCUUGAUGACCCAUCUACCGGGGACUUCUCCUAUAGCCUUGAUCCUAGCUCAGAACUUCAGAUGUUGCUUUGGCACAACACCUCACCGUAUUACCGCACAGUUGUGUUUAACGACGGUGUGUCGGUGUUCGGCAGGAUAUACCAUAGCAACAGUACCUCUACCUGGAUCAUGUACCAAACCAUGGUCAGCACAGAGGAUGGGCUCUACGUUUUUUACACAGUCUCUGAUGGCUCGCCUUACAUGCGAUUCUUGAUUGAUUACACCGGCAAGUCGAGGCUCCUGAGCUGGAACAACAACACGUUGUCAUGGAGAGUCGUUAAAGAGGCGCCCGGUAGAUGUGAUCUCUACGCCUUGUGUGGCCUGUUCGGCUAUUGCGACCAAACGGAGGCGCUCCCAACGUGUAAGUGCCUCGAUGGGUUCGAUCCCAUCGACAGUCUCAACUUUUCGAGAGGAUGCCGGAGAAGGGAAGCGCUGAAAUGCGGAAAGGAAAACCAUUUUGUGACCCUGCCCGGGAUGAAGGUUCCUGACAAGUUUGUGCACAUCCGGAACAGAAGCUUGGACCAGUGCGCAGCUGAGUGUAGCAGAAAUUGCUUGUGUUCGGCGUACGCCUACGCCAACUUCAGCAGCGCUGGUGACAUUAUGACCGACACGUCGAGGUGCUUGGUUUGGGCUGGGGAUCUCGUCGACAUGUGGAAGAUGCCUAGCUUUGGUGAGAACUUGUACCUCCGACUUGCCGAGUCCCCAGUUCAAAAUAAGAGCAAUUUAGCAAAGAUUGUACUCCCGAUUAUCGCAUGCCUGCUGCUACUCGCAUCCACAACCCUUCUCUGGAUAUGCAAAUACAGAGCAGGCAAACAGCGUAAGAAGGAAGUCCAGAAGAGAUUGAUGCUAGAAUACUUGAGGUCUACGGAUGAAGAUGGGGAUAAGAAUAUAGAGUUCCCAUUUAUUAGCUUCGAAGACAUUGUCACAGCAACGGACAAUUUCUCUGACUCCAAUAUGCUUGGUAAAGGAGGUUUUGGCAAAGUAUACAAGGGAAUGUUGGAAGGUACCAAGGAAGUAGCCAUCAAGAGACUUAGCAAGGGUUCUGGGCAAGGCACCGAGGAAUUCAGAAAUGAAGUAGUCUUGAUUGCAAAAUUGCAGCACAAGAACCUAGUAAAGCUCCUCGGUUGUUGUAUUCACGAAGAUGAGAGGUUGUUGGUUUAUGAAUACUUGCCCAACAAAAGCUUGGAUAACUUCCUCUUCGACUCUGCAAGAAAGCCAAUGCUUCAGUGGCCAACAAGGUGUAAGAUAAUCCAAGGGAUAGCUAGAGGAAUUCUUUACCUCCAUCAGGAUUCAAGACUAACCAUAAUUCAUAGAGACCUCAAAGCAAGCAACAUCUUGUUAGAUAAGGAGAUUAGUCCCAAGAUAUCUGACUUCGGGAUGGCCAGGGUAUUCUGUGGCGAUCAGCACCAAGCAAAUACUAACCGAGUUGUCGGGACAUAUGGUUACAUGUCUCCUGAGUAUGCAAUGGAAGGCGCCUUUUCGGUCAAGUCUGACACCUACAGCUUUGGUGUUCUAGUAUUGGAGAUUGUGAGUGGAUUAAAGAUCAGCUCGCCACAUCUUAUCAUGGAUUUUCCUAAUCUUAUAGUCUAUGCAUGGAACUUAUGGAAGGAUGGCAAAACAGAAGAUUUGGUGGACUCAUCUGUUAAGGAGAAUUGUCCCCUCGAAGAAGUUUCACGAUGCAUCCACAUAGGACUUUUGUGUGUUCAAGACAGUCCAAACUGUAGGCCACUCAUGUCAGAAGUUGUGUUCAUGUUGGAGAACAAAACCACACCGCUCCCAAUACCAAUGCGGCCUGUGUACUUUGCACGUUGGGAUGCCGAACCUGGAAGAGCCGGUGACAACAAGGUUAGAACAGAGACCCAAAAUCGUAGUAGUACCUGGCCUCAUGACGGCGACCGUCGCGAGCCUGGCGCCGAAUCGCUGCGGGGAGAUCGGCGGCAAGGGCCCGUGAGGCCGUCGUACCACGAUCAAAAGAAGGGCAGCGCCUCUUGGCUCUCUUCGGUCCUUCCCCGAGCUGGUAGCUUGGCUGCGACUCCUCAGCCCCAGCCUUCAGCCUCCGCCACUUCGCCGGUCGCCCCAGCCGCCACAACCGACCGCGGCCUCCGCAACGGCGCCUCCUUGGCGGUGGCGAGCGCCGACCAACGGGAUGCAACGGGCGCCCAAGCGCUGUCCACCUCUCGAGUGUUGUGGCUCAGCCCAAAGAGAAGUGAACGCGUACCACUUCCUUCCUCCCGCGCCCAAUCGGCAUGGGUGCUUACGGCCCAGCUUUCCCAUACUGCCAGCCCACCGUCCUGAAAGGCCUGGAGCUUAUGGAAAGAUGGAAAUGCAAGGGAAAUUGGUGGACUCAUCGAUUGUGGAGAGCUGAUCACUUCAAGAAGUUAUACGAUGUAUUCAUUUAGGACUCUUAUGUGUUCGAGACCAUCUAUAUGCUAGGCCACUCAUGUCUUCCAUUGUGUUCAUGCUGGAGAAUGAAACAGCCCCACUUCCUACCCCAAAGCAACCUGUAUAUUUUACAAUUAGAAAUUAUGAAACUGAUCGAUCAAACGAAUACAUGCGAAGAUCUCUGAAUAACAUGAGUAUCACAACACUAGAGGGGUGUUAAAUAUUUAGUUCCAUUGUACUUUAUUUUGUAAACUUCUUAAAUCUGUGAUGUUGUACAACUGCACUAGCAAUCCAUGUUUGUACACAAAAAUGAUCCAUUCAGCAUGUUGUAUUCCGUA